This is a messenger RNA of Aspergillus pseudotamarii, 1160 nucleotides long. RefSeq names its product acylglycerol lipase. Gene Ontology annotation, molecular function: lipase activity. Gene Ontology annotation, cellular component: membrane. NCBI's taxonomy places the organism in Eukaryota, Fungi, Ascomycota, Eurotiomycetes, Eurotiales, Aspergillaceae. Bases 199 to 1095 code for a protein of 298 amino acids. The record is from RefSeq and is a predicted model, not a curated record. The transcript has 2 exons.
GCGCAUACUCCGCAGAAUAGGUUGACCUAGCCCACUCAUAUCAGUAGGUAGAUUUGCAGUGCAGGUGAAAGCCAAGAGAGAUCACUAAUCCAUCGGGCACCGAUCGCGUUGGAGUUCGGAUUCGGAAUCCCAUAAGAUUCAUCCGUCUUCUCCCCCAAACACCACGUCCACAUUACAUCUUCCCGAAUAUCCUUCACCAUGGCCGACAUCGACAUCACUGAGGCCCAGUUCCAGCUUCCCGACGGAUUGUCCGUCUACCAGAAGACAUGGGCACCGAGUAACGCUGCUCCCGUCGCCCGCCUGGUCCAUUUCCAUGGUUUUAGCGACCACAUCAACAACACGUUUGAUUUGUUUCCCUCUCUAGCGCGCCGUGGAAUCUACUGCACGGGAAUCGACCAGCGUGGUUGGGGCCAGUCGGCCAAAACCAAGGCCGACCGCGGGAACACGGGCCCAACCGCUGCCAUUCUAGCCGAUUUUGCAGCGUUCAUCGAGGUCCAACUCGAAGCGAAACCGUCUGUUCCCGUCUUCGUAAUGGGCCACUCAAUGGGCGGUGGACUAGUCGCGACCUUGGCCUCCACGCCCAAGUAUCAAAAUCUUGUUUCCCGCCUGGGGGGUAUCAUGCUCGAGGCACCGUUUAUCGGGCUCGACGCCGAGCAGGAACCAAGUGUCAUCACGGUCGUCCUCGGUCGUUUAGCAGGUAAACUACUGCCACGCUUCCAAAUUACCCAACCGAUGAAGGUCGAAACGAUCGUGCGGGACCCCGCUGUGCAGCAAAUCCUGAAGAAUGAUCCGUUAAACCCUUGUGUCGGCACACUGGAGAUGUUUGCGAACAUGCUCGACCGUGCCGCCGAUUUGACUUCCGGUAAACUUAAGCUGAACGAGGGGGUCCGGUCUGUCUAUGUGACCCAUGGCACGGGGGACCAGGUCACCAGCCAUGAUGCGAGCAAGCGCUGGUUUGAUGCACAGACCGGCAAGGUUGCGGACCGGAAGUUCAAGUCUUAUGAUGGUUGGAGCCAUGUGCUUCAUGCGGACUUGCCGGAGAAUAGGCAAGAGUUUGCUGAUGAUAUUGCGGAGUGGAUUCUAGCAAGGGUGUAGAUCUUGCAAUAAUCAGAUAUAUUCGGUUUUAUAGCUCCUAGUUAAUGUUUUUAUGCAAAUAUUCC